GAUAAUAGUGUUCAAUAUGUCAAUGAAACAAUUAACAUUAGCAAUAUUGAAACCGGAUGUUCAACGUUUUAUCAAUUAUCGUAAAUAUGUUGAAUCUGUGAUGUUCGAUGCACAAUUACAAAUUAUUCAUAAUGAAGAGGUUUUUAUGACUCGUGAUCGUGCUGAAGUAUUUUACGCUGAACACAAGGGUAAAUUUUUCUAUGAUCGACUUGUUAAUCAUAUGAUCUGCGGACCACUUGGAGUGUAUAUUCUUGCUGGUAAUGAUGCAAUAUCUGUUUGGCGUUCAUUGCUUGGUCCCACUAAAGUUUAUCGGACAGUUGUAUUUGAACCAAAUAGUUUACGUGGUCGUUUUGGAUUGACAGAUACCAGAAAUGGUUUUCAUGGAUCAGUUCAUUCAUAUAUACUGUAAUGAAUUGACUUCAUUUGGUGUUUUGUUUCCCUCCCCCCCCCCUUUUUCUUUUGUUUGUUUGUAUUAACAGAUUCACAUGAAAAUGCAUUGAAAGAAAUUAAAUUUUUCUUUCCUUCUUUUAAUUGUGAAAGUAUCCUUUCUAAUUUAUAAGAUAACUAUCUUUUUUGUAUAUUUACAUAGUUACUUACCUGCAUUCUAGUUAUGUAAUGUAUUUAAUGUAUUAACAAGUAAAUCAUGUAAAUAGUACAAAUGACAAUAUGAUCUCUCGUUUAUUGUAAUCUGUUUACAAUAUUAUCCAGUUGAAAUUUUGU
Molecule: messenger RNA, 720 nt
Organism: Schistosoma spindalis
Lineage: Eukaryota; Metazoa; Platyhelminthes; Trematoda; Strigeidida; Schistosomatidae
Source: the annotation of a GenBank genome assembly